Triticum aestivum (bread wheat) is the source of this 2331-nucleotide messenger RNA. RefSeq lists its product as uncharacterized. The coding region runs from base 203 to 1036 and encodes 277 amino acids. The transcript has 3 exons. NCBI's taxonomy places the organism in Eukaryota, Viridiplantae, Streptophyta, Magnoliopsida, Poales, Poaceae. The record is from RefSeq and is a predicted model, not a curated record.
AAGUAGUAUCCACGUUCUAAUUAAUACUAAUUGAUACGAGACCAGCGCACCGGCCGCCAAGAAUAUCGUUUGUGUUGCCCCUGAUUCUUCUCGACGGCAGAGUGCCGCAGAUGGCUUAGACCUCGCGUGCCGCCGAUCUUCUCGACAUCCCGUGCCGCCGAUCUCGUCAACGCCGUGUGCCGCUGUUCUCGUCGCCGCGUUCAUGGAUUCUGGGCGGCAUGACCCAGAGGUCGCGUUGGGGAGCAGUACUGAGGAUCCAUCGUUACAGGUUGAGGCAACGUCAAUUUCAGAAGUCGAUUGGGAUAACUUGCAAAUAGUGGAGACACAUGAUGAAGAAGGUAGAAUUGAACUACUGAGUGAGGAUCAGUUAUGUGAAAUUUUGGGCUUGCAGGAUGAAGAAGAGAAAAAAGGUAAGAGUGAACCAAAGGGUCGUAAAAUGGUUGAGCAGGGCAGUGACAAUGAUGGUGCUGCCAUUCCUGUUAGUGAUGUCAUACCAAAUGAGGUAGUGAUUACAUAUGAUAAGGACCACCCAAAAAUGGACCUUGGCACAAUGUACCCAUCAAUGAAGGAAUUUAGGUUAGCAGUGAGGCAAUUUUUCAUCAAUGAGGAGUUUGAUAUAGGCACAGAGAAGUCGGAUAAAAAGAGAUUUAGAGGGUUCUGCAAGUCAAGUGAGGAUUGUCCUUGGAGGAUUGUUGGCAGCCUACAGGAUGAUAAAUGUACUGUAAAGGUCACAGUUUUAGUUGAUCAACAUGAUUGUGUUUCAAGCAGCAGAGUGAAGACCAUAACGCCAUCGCAAGACUGGGUAGCUAACAAGGCUGUGAGUAUCCUUAGGAGUUCACCUAAUAUGGGUGCUAAAGAAUUACAGAAAAAGUUGCAAGAACAAUCCAAAGUCACGAUUCUAUAUGACACGGUCUGGAGGGGGAAAGAAAAAGCUCUUGCAGAGGUUUAUGGUAAAUGGGAAGAGAGUUUUGAGAUGUUAUAUAAAUGGAAGGCUGAGGUACCUGAAGAGGUCACCUGGAAGUGUUGUGGAGAUUGAAGUACUGGAAAUAGAUGGUAAUGUGUAUUUUCAUCGGUUUUUUUGUGCACUUAAAACAUGCAUUGAUGGCUUUUUGGAAGGAUGUAGGCCACAUCUGAGUAUAGAUUCUACUGCAUUGAAUGGAAGGUGGAAUGGCCAUUUAGCCUCAGCUACGGCAGUUGAUGGUCACAAUUGGAUGUAUCCACUUGCUUUUGGGUUCAUUGCAUCUGAGACAGAAGACAAUUGGACAUGGUUUAUGAAUCAACUUAAGAUGGCCAUAGGAGAUCCUCCACUGCUUGCAGUGUGCACAGAUGCUUGCAAAGGCUUGGAGAAUGCGGUGAAGAAUGUGUUUCCCAAUGCUGAACAAAGGGAAUGUUUUUACCAUCUUAUGAAGAAUUAUUCAAAAAGGUUCCAUGGCUUUGGAAGGAUGUACCCUGCAGCAAGGGCUUAUAGGGAAGAUGUGUUCACUGAACAUAUGGCAGCAAUCAUUAAACAAUCAGAUGAGGUAUGGAAAUGGUUGAGUCAGUACCACACUCUGAAGUGGAUGAGGUGUGUUUUCAAUCCAGAUAUCAAGUGUGACUAUAUCACUAAUAAUGUAGCAGAGGUUUUUAACAACUGGAUCUGAGACAUUAAGGAUUUACCUGUUGCUGAACUAGCUGAUAAGAUUAGAGAGAUGAUCAUGCUUUUGUGGAGGAAGAGGAGAAGGAUUGGAGAAAGGCUACCACCUGGACGUAUACUACCGGCAAUUAUGGUUCAGUUGAGAGCAAAUACUAUAGGUUUGGGGCACUUAAAAGUAGUGGAAUCUGCUAAUUGGAGUGCAGAGGUGUGGGAUAAUAGCAAGAACUGUGAAAGGCAUGUCGUGAAGCUAAAUCAACAGACGUGUACUUGUCUUGAAUGGCAGCAUACUGGUAAGCCAUGUCGACAUGUCUUGGCCUUUGUGACAUCCCAAAAGAGAGUAAACCUUGAACAAUUUGUGCAUGAGUACUACUCGGUGGACAGAUUCAAGGCUGCUUAUGGGAGAGAGAUUGAGCCAAUGACAGAUAAAUCACAAUGGCCACGUGUGGAGCUACCAUUUGUGGUGGGGGCACCACUUGCGAAAAGAAAUAAAGGAAGACAAAGGAAAUUGAGGAUCAAAGGAUGUCUUGAAGGUGGCCACAAGAAAAAAGGUGCCAAUGAUGCUCCCAAGGAUGAUAGCACUGCUCCCACCAAUUCUAAGGGAAAGAAAAUGAUUAGAGGGCCAGUGACUUGCAAGAAAUGUGGCGAAAAGGGUCAUAGGCAAGCUAGUUACAAGUGUCCACUCAAUGGAAGCAAAAAAA